Messenger RNA from Bolinopsis microptera, 2110 nucleotides. Its product is annotated as protein FAM184A-like. The transcript has 9 exons. The record is from RefSeq and is a predicted model, not a curated record. Bases 325 to 1467 code for a protein of 380 amino acids. Lineage: Eukaryota; Metazoa; Ctenophora; Tentaculata; Lobata; Bolinopsidae.
AGAGUUCACAUUUUGAGUACAGCUAUGCCUAUACUACACUUACAGCACAGCUCACAGAACCAAUCAAUUCACGGUCACUAUAAAAGGGGUGGAGAUAAACAAUCAACAAGUUGACUACCGGUGGACUUUCUCAAAAACUUUACCUCUUUGUAUGACCCGAGAUCGAGUCCAGACGAACUGUGUCUCUACAUUAGUGCACUAAUAACACAGCACAGGGUCCUACAACACAGCUGAUAGCUGGAACUGAUAAUUCAUCGUCGUUUGCGGGCUGGUGUCUGGAGAAAAUAUUAACACCGGGCACUGGUGCUGAGGAGCUGAAGCAACAUGGCCAACAGGCGAUCUUCACUUGCUCACUCUUCUAUUAGUACCAGCAGACAAUCUAGUCUCGCUUACAAGGGGUGUUCGGAGCCUAUGAAUGAUGCUGCAUUACAGUUCAAGCUGAGCAAGAAAGUAGCUGAGCUCACUUUGGUGGUACACAUGCUGUUUACAAGGAACCAUGAGCGAGAGGUGGAACUUGAAGCAACGAAGGAAGCUUACGAGCAAGAAAUAAACAGUAUUACGAGUUUCUUUGAGAAGGAAAUAAUGCGGUUAAAAUCAGAUCUUGAUAAAGAGAAAUGGAAAAGGCUCGAGGAGAUGGAACGGUUAACUAAGGCUGAAGAUGAGAGUACUAGGAAACUUCUAGAACGACACAACAAGAAUGUCGCGGAGUUGACAGGGGGAAAUGAAAAGUUGACAUCUGAUUACAGGAGCCUAGAGGAAAAGUAUGAUAGGGUGGUAGAGGAUCAUGAGCAAGCCAAGAGAGACCACGAUGUCUUGGCAAAAGAGCGGAUUGCCAAGGACAGGGCAAUGGAGAAGGACCACCUGAGGAUUGAAAAACUCCAGCAAAAUGCUCGAGCUAACAAGGAACUUAUGGAGAAGAUGAAGGAGAAUAUUCACAAUAUCCAGAAGAGUGUUAACCACAAGAUUUCUCAAAUGGACGCCAACAAUCGCUCAGCAAAUGAAGUCUCAGAAAAUCUUCGAGUACAAAAUGAGCAGCUCGAAGCAGAGAAUAAGGCCUUGAGAAAGAAGAUAGUAGAUCAAACUAGCCAGUUGAAAAGACUGGAGAGUAACCCACUUUUACCACCUUGUCCCACAUCUAUAAAGCCUAAACCUAAGUCGAUUGACGGCGAGAUUUCCAAAGAUGAAGAAAUAGAGCGGCUGAAACGUGAGGUACAUAAAUAUCGGCUAGAGCUGAGUAACAGGGAAGAGAACUUCAACAAAAUAUUCAGCGACAUGAACCCCGUUACGCUCAGAAACGGGGGGAUGUCGUGUGUUAAGGAGCUGAGAGAUGGUCGUACUGAAACAGCCAGGUCCACCGAGGCGGUGACAAAGAAGACGAUGUUUCCACUCAGACCAGAUGCUGUGGAACAGAAAUGUAUCAUAACAGACAGAUCUAGCUUGUCAGGCUGUGUUACCAAGAACAUGUGACGUCUUUGCAAGUUUCACAACAUUUAAUAUCGACCCUGGGCGCAAGAUUAUGAUUGAAACUAUUUAACGCUUAUUUUGACAAGUUUGACACUAUAUCUAAUGUUACAACUUAGUUUUAAGUUCAACAGCACAGUCCGAGAUCGAUCAAAAUCAUCCCACAAUCACACUUUUCGCAAUGUUUGCUGAGUGAACAAUUUUCUGAAAUUAAUGCUGAAAGUACUUGUAUCUGGACCACAAAGCUGAAAUGCGAAAUACAGAAUUUUAACUUCUUAAAGCCGAUUUGAACUAUUCUUCGACAAGAGAUGAUAUGAAGCUACUUGUACGGCUUCGCAUGCACCAUUUCCGUCGACCCUACUACGAUGAGGUGGUGGGUAGGGCAAGGUCUGAAAAAAGUUACUAAAAAGAGCAAGAAGAGACGAAUAAAAAAUACUACCAAAGCCGUGAAUGAAAUUGGUUUCCCGCUUUUACCACGGAUUAGAUUUUGUUCUUCGUUUUUCCAACUGUUCUGUGCCGGUACGAUCAACAAUAAUUCAAUCAUGCAAGUUUAUGUGGUCAAAUGUCAACAUUUUCAUGUCCAUUUGUUUCAGCAAACGUCGUGAAAUGUUACAAAAAAAGAUUUGCUGCUCAUUUGUCAUAUUUUUAU